Acanthaster planci (crown-of-thorns starfish) is the source of this 2973-nucleotide messenger RNA. Its product is annotated as D(2) dopamine receptor-like. NCBI's taxonomy places the organism in Eukaryota, Metazoa, Echinodermata, Asteroidea, Valvatida, Acanthasteridae. The record is from RefSeq and is a predicted model, not a curated record. Gene Ontology annotation, molecular function: G protein-coupled receptor activity. Gene Ontology annotation, biological process: G protein-coupled receptor signaling pathway. Gene Ontology annotation, cellular component: plasma membrane.
GACACGGUAAUCUGCAAAUUUCAAGGACCUCACAAAAAUGAGGUUUGAAUGUAGUAGUUACUGUGAUCUCUUCAGGAAAUAAGACUGUGCCGUGGUUUGUGUGUCUUGUAGAAUUCCCCCCCCUUUCGAUUUAGUGAUGCUGGCAAGAGCUGCUACCUUAAUCAGCCAAUCAGAAUCCUGGAAAACCACUGCAAAAUCUUGACGUGAAUGCAUUGCCAAUGUUUAGGAUGCUCUCUGGCUUUUCUUUGCAGAGGUUGCGAUUAUAAACCCUGCAAGUGAGUUGGGGAGUCUUUUGUGUGGGAUGGUUCUGAAGUCUGUUUUUGUGGUGUGUGGUAAAACCUGGCACUCAGUGUUGUUGGAGCUGUGUGAAGAUGCAGAGCUCUACAUUGGGGAACCUCGAGUUCAGCAGGAGUCAUUACGGUCAUUGAAUGUAAAAACCCUCCAAGACAUGUCAAAAGCUGCCCUGCCAAACAAAGUGGAAAGGAAACAGUCACAGCGCACUGACAUUUGAAAGGUACCUGUUUGGGCAGAAUUCUCAUGAAUACAAUGGCAAACUUUUCCAUAAACAAUAGUCAAGCUAACUGUGUGUUCCAAGAUUCUCCGAGUUGCCUUCUCUUUCAAAUCUUCAUGUCCAUCAUAGCUGCCUUUGGCAUUUUUAGCAAUGCGCUCGUCUUCAUCGUCAUCAGUAAGUUCCCAAAUAUGAGGAAUGUGCCAAAUUACCUCACGGCAUCCCUUGUCCUGUCCAAUUGGUUUGUCUGCACCACAGCAGUCCCCUUUGGUGUCUUACUCAGCGAGGCCCCUGAUGUUUGCCGCAAGAUUGCAUGUGGAGUCCCUCUUGGCAUCAGCAUCUUCUUAACCAUGGUGAGCCUCUGGAGCCAGUGUCCGAUUGUUUGGGACCGCUAUUUCAUCAUCAAGCUACCAACUGUCUACCCGAGGAAGCGAAGUGCCCGUGGAGCUGUUGCAGCCAUUGCUGUAACCUGGCUGAUUCCGGCACUUCUUGCCACCCCAUAUAUUGCGAUCAAUCCGGAUACACCCUCUCAUGAGCAUGCACCGGCACAGUUGCAUUACCACCCGGUGGGUCCGGGCUUCUACCUGUUCUGCCUGAUUGUUGGCAUUGGGCUGCCCAUUCUGGCCCUUGUUUUGGCCAAUGUGGCCAUCUUGGUGGAAGUCAUGAGGAGACGCAAGAAGAAGAUUCGAUCACUGCCUGCAGCACUGUCCUCCAAGGUGCCAGCCAGAGCUUCAUUGGCUGGCACCAGCCUGACAGCUCUGCCGGUCCUUCAUCCAAUUCCAAAGAAAGCACAGAGUGAGCCUGCUUCUUGCAGAGGUGGUAGGAAGAUCACAGUUUCUAGGGUGAACAGGGCAUUGAUUUGUGCCCCAACCCUGGGAGAGCAUUCCUCUGCUCAUGACCAGCGGCCCUCCAGGGUGGUUCCCAGGUACCCCUUGUUAGAGAGCACCAAGGGAAGGAAGCACGGACCAAACUUACACUUGAAACUCGCUCUGCCAUUGAGACAUGGCAUGAAGCCAGGCACAGGGGCACCCCACUGUCGAAGAGCUUCGGCGCCCUCCACAAGACCCAGCCACCAGGGCAGCACCAUCUCUCGCCAGGCCAAACGUCGUGCUGCCUGCAUUUCGGUCAUCCAUGCCCACGGCCUUGGCACCGGGCAGGGCAGGCAAGUCCCACAGGCCUUUUGGUUCAGACGGGAGCGGAAGACCUUCUUGGUCACCUUUGUCAUCUUGGGCAUAACGGUCGGCUUGAUGCUACCCAUGUUUCUGUUUGAGAGCUACGUCUCCGUGGGUCCUGGCACCCCACUGUUGGGCCACAUGCAGGUCUCUCGGAUGUUGUGGUGGCUGAGUUGGUGUAACUCUGCUGUCAACCCAAUUGUGUACACUGUUUUCAAAAAGGACUUCCAAGUUCACUUCAAGAAACUCUUUCAUUGCACAUAAUCCUGGCAUGUAAAUUUCUAAUCACCCUGGACAUUUAUUUUAAAAAAUGUCUUGCAAUGGUUUAAAGUUCUAAUAGAUAUGCUGGUUCGGUCCAAUUUGUCAGCACAAAAGUUAAUUUGUUCUUUAACAGAAAUCUUUGACAUUAAUUUGUCAACAGCAGAAUUAUUAUUUUCCCCUCUUUUAUCCUCUUUAUUUCUAUAAGAUGUACUGUAAUUGAGCAUUGCUGUUAUUGAAAAAGGUAAUCUAAAUCAGAUACAACCAAAAGAAUUCAACAAAAGCGUGACUCCAAUAUGUUGAAAACACUGUUGCUGGUGUGGCUGUUAGGUUGGUUUGUAGUGAGAUCUAUCAAAGAAUUCCAGCGAUGGAUUUGUUUUUUUUUUAUUAAUAUGGCUCACUCAGUCAGUGCUGAUUGUCAGUCAGUUUGGGCCAGUCAUAAAAAAAGACUGACAAUGCUUGAUUUUGGCUGAGCUCAGAAACUUGCUCACAGUUGGCAUUUAUAUAUUCUAACUACAGGUUUAAUUGUCUCUUUUUCACUAUCAUAUGGUGAACUUUAACAUUUAAAAAGGGUAAAAGUUAUACACUGUGUGGGACAAAGGACAAACAAAAUCAGUCCACAAAACACCCAUUUUGUGUGAUAAGAAUCUUUAGGGAAGGAUUGUAAAAUGAUGUAUUGCCGAAUCAUUGGGACACUGUUUGCUGCUUUUAUUGAGCGCUGUUCAUUUACAUUGAACAUAAAUCAAAAUUUCAGCUCUGGUUUCUUUUCAGGUUCAAUUUUCAGGGCCAAGAUUUACUAAAUACUUGUGUAGAAUGCAUUUGGUAUCGGUUCAGAUUUAAAAUUGGAAACUUUUGAUCAUUCUUUUUUUUAUUUUCAACCUUUUGACCUGACUUCAUUAUAAGCCUUUCAUUUCACAAUUUACUUGAAUUGCUUAUCACUUAAGAGCAUGUCCCUCCAAGUAUAAGUAGGCAUCCAGAUAAAUUAUUGGUUCUGUUACUGAUUUGAAAUUGAAUGGGAUGAUUCCAAUAAGCCAU